Molecule: messenger RNA, 743 nt
Organism: Helianthus annuus (common sunflower)
Lineage: Eukaryota; Viridiplantae; Streptophyta; Magnoliopsida; Asterales; Asteraceae
Product: anther-specific protein SF18-like
Exons: 2
Coding region: 15-566 (183 amino acids)
Biological process (GO): defense response
Source: RefSeq, a predicted model, not a curated record
AAUAACUCAUCGCCAUGCCCUCUUCUUCAUUCGACUCAAAAAUGGCGAAAAAUUCAAAUUCUUACUUAUUAUUCCUUUUGCUCGUCUUUGUUGUUGCAAUCUCAGAUAUUGCGACUGUCAAUGGAAAAAUAUGUGAAAAACCGAGUAAGACUUGGUUUGGAAACUGCAAAGACACAGAUAAGUGUGACAAGCGGUGUAUAGACUGGGAGGGUGCAAAGCAUGGAGCUUGUCAUCAACGUGAAGCCAAACACAUGUGCUUUUGCUACUUUGAUUGUGAUCCCCAGAAGAAUCCAGGGCCACCACCAGGGGCACCGGGGACGCCAGGGACGCCUCCUGCUCCUCCAGGAAAGGGCGAAGGAGAUGCUCCUCAUCCUCCUCCUACUCCAAGUCCUCCUGGAGGUGAUGGAGGCAGUGGACCAGCUCCUCCUGCAGGUGGUGGAUCACCUCCUCCUGCAGGUGGUGACGGAGGUGGUGGAGCACCUCCUCCCGCAGGUGGUGACGGAGGUGGUGGAGCUCCUCCUCCUGCAGGUGGUGAUGGAGGCGGAGCACCACCACCAGGUGCUUAGGCGAGAAAGAGCCAAAGUCUUGAAUAGAAAACUUUAUACAUAUGAUUAUGAAUAAGGAGAACAUAUAUGCUUACAGAUUGAAAUUAAUUUAGUUUGCAUGUGUAAUAAAACCUCAUGAGUUCAAUUAUAAGUCUAUAAUAAAUUUACAUGUAUAAAGUCCUAUUGGUGUUGCAUUAA